Messenger RNA from Cuscuta campestris, 2435 nucleotides. The record is from the annotation of a GenBank genome assembly. Lineage: Eukaryota; Viridiplantae; Streptophyta; Magnoliopsida; Solanales; Convolvulaceae.
GUUAAAAAAAAUGAAAAACUCUUAAACCCUGCAAAUCUGCGUCUCCUUCGUCGGUUCGUCGCCGUUUAUCAUCUCGAUUCCGAUCGAGCACGGAGCUAAGCUCCGGUGAUGACUCUUCUACCCGGAAUUCGAUCAUCACACAGGCAGUCGAUCUAGUAACUACCAGUCAGCGCCGUCGAUUUUUCCGGAACCCAGAAAUGCCGAUGCACUCAGUACUAAUCCAGAAACUCCUCAGCAUAAAUGCCCACCUGGGGAAGCGCGUGGCGGAGAACCACUUCAAGAUCUACUCCGCCGGCACCCGCAACGCCAUGACCAUCAUCGACCCCGACAAGACGCUCAUCUGCCUCCGCAGCGCCUGCAAUUUCAUCGGCAGCCUCGUCAGAAACAGGGCCCGAUUCAUCUUCGUCAACACCAACUCACUCUACGACGACAUCAUCGACAACAUGACGAAGACCAUCGGCUGCCGGAACGACACGUCCUGGCGUCUCGGAGGCUUUUUGACGAACAGUUCGAGCCCUCGAAAGUUCCGGGGCCGCAACAAGAAGCUCAACCUCACCGCCGUCCAUCCUCCCGAUUGCAUCGUGAUUUUCGACUCUGACAGGAAGUCUUCUGUCAUUGACGAGGCUGAUAGGCUGCAAAUUCCGGUUGUCGGGCUAGUUGACUCCAGCACGCCAUGGGAAACUUUUAAGAAGAUCACAUACCCUGUGCCUGCGAAUGAUUCUGCCCGAUUUGUCUAUUUGUUCUGCAAUUUGAUUACCAAGACGUUUCUUUAUGAGCAGAAGAGGUUGAAUGCUGGCAAACCCGAAACUCGAGAGGAUGUCCAAUUAUCCGACCAAAGCAAGACGGAUAGCAAAGACAAUGUAUUGGUUCUCCCAUUUGAAAAGUUAGAACCACUCUCUGAGGAUCUUUCUGACAUUAAACAGCUGUUGGACAAACUUGCUAUUUUAAAAUUCAUUGGUAGUGUGGGUGGAGAUAUGGGCCUCAAUGAGCCUAAAUGUACUUUUGAAAUAACCAAUGACACAACUUGUUUGGAUGUAAUUAUCAACAACAUUGAGUCUCUCAAUUUGAAAUAUGGAUGCAGCAUUCCCUUGCUUCUGAUGAACACAUCUAACACAGAAAAUGCUAUUCAGAAGGUAUUGGAAAAGCAUUCUAAUAAAAACGUCCACACUUUUCUCCGGAGCCGUGAUGAAACUAGUGAUAGAGAUCUGCUCAAGAAUUCUAAGAAAUCAAGCCAAAGGCAUAACUUAUACCCUACCAACUUGAGAGAAGUUUUCAUUUCCUUGAAGAACAACGGGAAGCUUGAUGGGCUACUAUCCCAGGGUAAAGAGUAUAUUCUUGUGGUGCAGCCCGAUGACCUUGGCAAUUUGGCGGAUCCAAGAAUCCUAAGUCAUCUGGUUAGGAACAACAUCCAAUACUGUGUUGAGGUGUUACCUACCUCUUCUGGUGUGGAAAAUUCUGAGCUUUUGGCUCAAGAACAAAGAAUCAAGGCGGGGCAGUUGAAAUCUACUAAGAAGCUGUGGAUGAAUUUAAAGCUCAUUGAAAAUUCGCUUGCACGAAGAACUGAUAAGAAUUUCUCACUUUCAGAGUUUCUUGACCAACCACUUGCUAUAGCUUUGCCAAUGUCAAGAUAUCUUCCACUUCGAAAGACAUCAGAUUUACUCCUUUAUCGGUCAGAUCUUUACAGCAUAGUGGACGGCGUUAUGGUUCGAAAUAUUGCCAGGGCAAACUCUUGUGACCCUUCUAUUCGAUUGGGGCCCGAGUUUGAGAAGGUCGGCGAGUUCCAUAAUCGCUUCAAGUCCAUUCCUAACAUUGUGGAGCUUGACAGCUUGAACGUGACUGGCGAUGUUUAUUUUGGAAGUGGAAUCACUCUCAAGGGGAAGGUCGUAAUAAAAGCAGCGCCACAAACAAAGAUAGUUAUCCCUGACGGCACUGUUCUUGAAAACAAGGUUAUCAACAGACAAUCUGAUGUUUUAAGUGCAUCCUUGUAAAUCAAGGUCUGCAAAAACAUUAGUAACCCAAUGAAACCGCUGCAUUUUUCGUAGAGUUCCCAGAUUAGUAUUGGCUGGUUUGGUUCUGGUGAAUUCGACAUUGCCAUUCAUGUUGAAGGGGGGCCGAGACGCAGGAUUACGUUGUACCAACUACAGUAAUAAAAAGUGUUAUUUUUUUCCUUCAAUUUUUUAGUUUUGGUUUGGUUCUUCUGGGACUCCUUAUUUAACAUCCUCAAGAUCUUCAGUGUUGGACAAGUCAUAUAUAUUGUAGCUUAGAUGUAGAAAAGUUAGUGCCAAGUUUGUUAAAUGGGAAUCUACUACUAUACCAAUUCUUCAAUUUCCUUUUUCUUUCACCAUUCUCUAGAAAAAAAUCAUUUUUCUUUUUCUGAUUUGAGGUCUAAAAAAAUUGUUUUUAUUUACGGAGUAAAAUAAAUUGUAGUCAUUUAU